GCAAUUAGCUCAUCUUGGUUGUACUAUUGGAGUUCCAGAUUUGAUUUCUGAAAAUUAUCCAAUUAUUUAUGAAAAUAAUAUAUGUGUUAUUUUCUAUAUUUACAACAAUCAAAAAGUGUAUUUAGAGGAAUUUACUCUUGCUACAGCAAUAGGAAUUAUA
Racocetra persica is the source of this 160-nucleotide messenger RNA. The record is from the annotation of a GenBank genome assembly. NCBI's taxonomy places the organism in Eukaryota, Fungi, Glomeromycota, Glomeromycetes, Diversisporales, Gigasporaceae.